Molecule: messenger RNA, 1371 nt
Organism: Corticium candelabrum
Lineage: Eukaryota; Metazoa; Porifera; Homoscleromorpha; Homosclerophorida; Plakinidae
Exons: 3
Coding region: 86-1174 (362 amino acids)
Source: RefSeq, a predicted model, not a curated record
ACCAAGUCCUGUGACAGUCACAUUCACGAGGAUUGCAGCUGUCGGCUUAUAUAAACUCGGCCAACUUCAUAUUUUAUCAUACUCCAUGAUGCUGCAGUGGCUUGUCCUCAUCUGUUGCCUCUACGGACUUGCGCAUGCGUCGUCUCCUAGAAUUCUAGAUCGACCGCGCUAUCCGGCGUUUCCUAUGCAGUUUACUGCAGAUUACUCGGACAAUGUUGGCGCCACCGCUCAAGUUUUUGUGUCGUCGACAAGAAGCGAAACGGGAAGGUUUAUGGUGAGAAUUCACUACCAGAUGGUUUUGAAGCAAGUAGAACUUGCUGCAGUGCACAGCAUUGCAUUUGUGUACACGGCACCGGACGAUGUGGUAAAGACUGCACAAGUGUACAACAGAACUCUCAGCCUGCGUUACAUAACGGAUCCUGGCAAAGAGGCAUGUGACUACUCUGUUGAUCGAAUCCCUGAAAUGUUUUCUCCGAUGGGUAUAGGAGCUCUCAUGCUUGGUAGCUCAAAUGGGGAAUGUAUGGGACUGACAGUGUGUGACGGCAUGACAUACAAUGGAACUGUGAUGAGGAAUGGGAUAAAGACGGACGUCUGGUCUAAGGCUAUUGGGGAUUAUGACAAUGUGAUUGUCUACGCUGAUGCUAAUACGGGAAUUCCAUAUGAAUCUGUGGGGGACCACAAGGGCCAUGGCACAUUCAACCCGUCCACACACACAGUCACACACACCGUCAUCACACCCGGAAAGCCAAAGAAUCCAAUUCAACUGCCAAAGGGCUGGGAGUACAACUGCGGAGAUCUCGACCGAGGAGUCAAUCACAGCAAAAGCAGAAGCAGUGCAUUUGUCACGACUCCCAGCGGCAGUGACGUUGUCACCUUCAACCUGUACGACACGCCCCUACGAGGCAACACAAUCAUCAGCAUGACACUGGAUCCAUCCGAAUGCUCCGACUGUAUCGAAAUGGUCCCAAACCAUCUCGUAUUCACACCCGAGAAUUACACUCAACUUCAGGAAGUGAAAUUGGUCUACAAGAAGAACGGCACUUCACAGGUCAACAUUCGUGCAUCGGGAGGAUCGUACGACAACGUGGGAACCGACUAUUUCUUUGUCUGUGCUUGCUCUGGUGGCAUUACUGGCAUCACGUGCCACGCGCCACCUUUCAAUGUCUGUCCAUGACGUCACUAUUCUAUGAAUCAUUGGCUAUUGCUGAUAUUGAUGUUGCAGUCAGCGUAACUUAGCAACGAUUACUUAGUCGACAUCGAGACGCAUUUUAGUAGGAAAUUGCUGUUGAUUUUUGUGUAGCAUGUAGCAGCUAGCAAUUAGAAAUUUCAGUAGAAAAUGAAAUUAUGGUAUGACAGUCAUUGAUAACCUCA